GCCGGCCCAGAGCAGCCCGGGCACUGGCACGGACUCUCUCUCGCUCCACCUGGCGGGAGACCAGGCCUGUGUGCGGAGGGACUGGUCCCGGGCAGCAUGGUCUCUGCCAUGGCCCCCCGCCUCAUCGUGUCGCUGCUGCUGCUCGUAAGGGUCCUGCCCGCCGUGGCUCACUCCGUGCCCGUGCAGGUCUCCUUCCUGGAGGACAUGGGGGGCAGCGGGGAGGCCGAUGACUCCUCGGCCUCCUCCCCGAGCCUCCCGCCGCCCCGGACCCCGGCCCUCAGCGCCACGUCAGUGGGGCCCCAGCCCACGCCCCUGGCGGGCCCCAAGCCCCCCACCAACUUCCUGGACGGCAUCGUGGACUUCUUUCGCGAGUACGUGAUGCUCAUCGCCGUGGUGGGCUCGCUGGUCCUCCUGGUCAUGUUCAUCGUCUGCGCCGCCGUCAUCACCCGCCAGAAGCACAAGGCCUCCGCCUACUACCCCUCGUCUUUCCCCAAGAAGAAGUACGUGGACCAGAGGGACCGGGCCGGGGGCCCCCAGGCCUUCAGCGAGGUCCCCGACAGGGCCCCCGACGGCCGGCCCGAGGAGGCCCUGGAUUCCUCCCAGCAGCUCCAGGCCGACAUCCUCGCCGCCACCCAGAACCUCAGGUCUCCCACCAGGGCGGCCCCGAGCGGUGGAGAUGGAGCCAGGAUGACGGAGGGCAAGUCAGAGGAAGAGCAGCCAGGCGGCCAGGAGGAGGACCGGGACGCCCCGGGGUGUGGGGUCCCCACGGAGAAGCCAGGGGUGACGGAGGGGCCAUGCUCAGGGCUGGCAGAGGGGGUCCUGGGGGCCCUAGAAGGCCCAGGGGAGCCAGAAGCGGCUCCCUCAUUAGCCCAGGAAGCCGGGGACCCAGCAGGCCCCCUCCAGAGUCCCUGUGCUUGUGGCAGUGUCACCCCUAGCGUCUAACAGGCCCCCAGGGCUGUGGCCCUGACUGUCUGGCCCCUAGUGGUCCCCUCUGGGCCACCCCCAGCUGCAAUUUCCAGCGUGUCCCCUCCUACAGCGAACAGACGCUGGUGUCCGCUCCACCCGGGAAUCUCACCAAGUUCUAGAACAUUUGCCUCUGCAGCCCCGAAGGGCUACAUCCCAAGCACAGCUCCUGUGGGGAGGCGGGGCUGGGGAUGUGUCCCCCUUACAACCACGUCGAUUAGGAAACAUACUUGGCGGGUCCCCUGUGACAGGGACAGCAUCACCAUCGAGGUAGAAAUGUAAACCCAUCAGCUAGGAGUUUUGGAAGAUUUUAACCGGGAGACGUGGAAGUGGCCGGGGCGGGUGCGGCUAGUGCUAUGGCAGAAGUAGGCCCCUCACCUGCUCACCUCAUGGCAGGUACGAAAAUGACCAUUUCCCAAACUGGGUUCCCUGUGGUACCCUGACAGGUACAAAAAUGAGUAUUUCCCAAACUGGGUUCCCUGAGGUACCCUAACAGGUACGAAAAUGAGCAUUUCCCAAACUGGGUUCCCUGAGGUACCCUGUGGAAAAAAGAUGUUGGCGUCCAAUGAAUUGAGGAAAUGCUGCUUCUCGACUCCCCGCACCCCCUUAGACCACCCCAGGGCUCUGACAAGUCCUGCAGUCAAGGCCCCGGGGAAUCUGGUGUCUGGUUUCAUAGCCUUUCCCAAACUGCUUUUGACCAGGAAGUACUCUCGUUAUUAUUAUUAUUAUUAUUUGUUAGCAGCUACAGUGGAAACUGCUGCAGGGCGCACUCUGGAAAUUACUACUCUCAGUGUUCUGGAAGGUGCCCCACAGCGUCUGGUUGGUCUGGGGUGUGGGAUGUGGGGGCUCAGCCCGCUACUGCCGUGGGGAUGGGGUGUGAGGAUUGGGUGAAUGAACUAAAUCUUUUUGUCAGGCUCCUAAAGCAGCCUAGAAGCCUUGGGCUCUGAGUGAGGCGACCUCACUCUGGGGGAGUCUGGGGGGUGGAGGGUCUCUGACGCCUGGCCUGGAGCAGGGCACCCAGGACCCCUCCUCCCCCCUCCCCACCCUCUGCUCACACUUGGUGUCUGGCAGCCUAUGUCCACAGCCUUCUUUAGUCCUCGACCAGGGAGCCUGAGCUCCGUCCUGAUUUGGGGAGGCUCUGGGGGGUCCUCUUCCCCAUCCCUCCAUCUGGGGUCCCCCCAACCUCUGCACAACUUUCCGGUGCUGAGCUGUAACAAACCAGCACAAUAAACUUUAUCCAGCCUGA
Molecule: messenger RNA, 2209 nt
Organism: Myotis myotis
Lineage: Eukaryota; Metazoa; Chordata; Mammalia; Chiroptera; Vespertilionidae
Gene: TMEM119
Product: transmembrane protein 119
Exons: 2
Coding region: 97-942 (281 amino acids)
Biological process (GO): positive regulation of osteoblast differentiation; ossification; positive regulation of osteoblast proliferation
Cellular component (GO): plasma membrane
Source: RefSeq, a predicted model, not a curated record